UUUAAACGAAUUACCUAAAUUAGUGGCUCCUCAUUGAAUUAUUUCACUAUCGAGGCUUCCUCGUUUUAGAAACUGCCUCCAGCAUAAUUCCCAGCUGCUAUAGGAGCUGUGGGAGCAAUUUCCUUAUUCGAACAUCUAUAAAUACUCUAAUUGCCCAAUCUUACGUAGCUCUAACCUUAUUUUAGCUACUGUUAUUCCGUAAACUCUAGUAAAGUGUAAUUAGACCCGCAAGCGAAUAAUCUCAUUCAUCCAUCUCUCACCUUCUUACUAUGGAAUAUCUUCAUUUGUGCGCGAACGGUUUCACGCUAAGUAUUCUCGAAACGGAAACCUGGAUCUCUUCAUAAUGCAGGACUAUAAUCAGCCAAAUAGUCGAUCCUGUUCGCUCCCGAGAAAUCUACUACAGGAAACCGCAGAUGCCACAGACGAAAGACUAGUUCUCACUAGUGAAGAAGAGCUUUUCCCAGACGUUAAUACGUGCGACGGCAAAAUUGAUUCUGUUCCCUUGUAUCAUCUUCGUAAUGUCUUCACGCCAAUCAAUGACCGGAAACCUUCGCUGUUCCAAACAGCUACUGGCUCCUCUGUUCAUUCUGGCCCAAUCUGCACUAUCGACGAACAGACGCAAGAUCGCUCUUCAGAAACUGCAGCUUCAAAAUGUCAAGCUCAAGGAUCUAAACGUAAUGUGAUGGCAUAUGAAGAAAGUCGUGAUGCAAAGCGUCCCAAACACCAGCUGCCUCUGCUUGCUACACCGUCUUCUAGUCCUUUCCAAACCCUCAGGGUCACGAAAGCUAGAAGUGUAGGCAAUAAUGUCUCUCUCCUGAAGUCUGCAAAAUACCAUGACGGCCCCCAUGGUCAAGCUACCGAUUCUCACCUUCCGCAAGGAUGGAGUACGGUGGAUGCACUAACGCCGUAUCCUACUCGGAGACAGGAAGAAUUUGGGAACCAGCUCAAUAAUGAUUCUGUAGUCGAGUUAGCAAAUAAUUCAGAUGCAACAAGCAGACCUCCUUUGCCAGUAAGUAGCUUAAACGCCGCCGACGAUGCUGAUCUUAGAGACGAAUACCCCCUAGACGAUGUCCUGAGGGAGGAAGAUAUGGCUUCUCUUCUCAACACAGCUGCGAAGAAUGUCAAAGAGACACAUAUACCCCCUUCUAGUGUCACCCAAGGAUGGGAUCAUGAUUCAAGGUCGGCGGUUGAGUAUGAUCCGACUUUACAGUAUUCAUCGCCUUUUUCUUCAGAAAAACCGAAAAGUUCCCAGUCCAUGAACAUGGAUGGAGGGCCUCAUAAUGGCGAAGAGGAUCUUCUCGACGACGACGUCGAUUGGAAUGCCGUGUAUGCCAUAACGAGUACUAUCCCGAAAGGUUCGUCGGCUGCUGGUCCUCAAGAUAUAGUCUACCCACGGCCAACCGGUCAAAGUACUUACGCGGAGAAGUCUGUCGAGCACAACCAUCAUGUAGAAGAAACGAUACCUUUGAAGCCAUUUGUUCGACCCCCUUUUCCCGAAAAGAUUCAUGAUCGCUCUACCGUAUCGGGAUUAUCCUCGGAUACUCUGUUGCGGACUUGCUUUCGAAUAGGAGAGAUGGUAAACCAAGCAGCACAUUGCCUAGGUCAUCAACAAGAGGCAGUCUUUGAGUUAUUUGCGAGAGUCAAUUACUCGAGCCGGGAGAGUCUCCAAAGAAGACAGCACUUUCAAUUUAUCGACCUUUUCAAGGACCAACGACCAUACCCUGCAGGCGUUCUCACGAACUGGAGAGUUGGUGGUCAACUAGAUCGCCAAAGUUCGGCGUUUCUAAAUGUGAGUGCCGAGCCAAAGAUUUGCCGCUGCAUAUGUAAGCCGAUAAGAGACUCAAAGACUACAAUCGGCUUGAGUCUGGUUGUUCUCGCCAUUAGAGAAAGCGACUGGAUGCAGAUUAAAUGGACGAAACAGAUACUUUGUGGGGGCCCGGAUGCCGCAAACUAGGACUUCUGCUCCUCGAAGGCUACAAAUAAUACACUAGAAGGUGGGCUGAUGGGAUGAUGGAUGGAUGAUAUAUACGGGCUGGUACCUAUCUGAAUGCUGACCGGUUUGCUAUGGGACAGGUGGGGUGAGCUUUGCAGAUGUCGUACAGGACGUCAAUUAAGUAAUUGAUGUACCUAAUACGAAGAAAUCAUCCACUCAUAUCGUAGAUGUACAUACGAAAUAGAUCGAUUGCUGAUAGAACUCGAAUAAAAGAGCCACAUACUGCUGAUCUCCGGUGGUAUAUGAUUCAAUAUAAUAAUGCGGAAGAGAUAGAGUCAAUAGCUGCCGUCUGGUUCAGGUCUGCCACUAAAUUAAGAGG
Molecule: messenger RNA, 2312 nt
Organism: Annulohypoxylon truncatum
Lineage: Eukaryota; Fungi; Ascomycota; Sordariomycetes; Xylariales; Hypoxylaceae
Exons: 1
Coding region: 344-1954 (536 amino acids)
Source: RefSeq, a predicted model, not a curated record